AUGGGUGGAAAGAGGAAGCGAAAUACCGUCAAACCCAACUCCUCUCGGGUUACACAACGCCCAGCUACUUUACCAGCUCAGUAUGACUUCAUACCGAGGGAUCCAUCUCCGUCGAUCCCACCCGUUCUCCCUAAGAACAAACCUCUCCCUAAGAACAAACCUCUCCCUAAGAACAAACCUCUCCCUAAGAACAAACCUCUCCCUAAGAACAAACCUCUCCCUAAGAACAAACCUCUCCCUAAGAACAAACCUCUCCCUAAGAACAAACCUCUCCCUAAGAACAAACCUCUCCCUAAGAACAAACCUCUCCCUAAGAACAAACCUCUCCCUAAGAACAAACCUCUCCCUAAGAACAAACCUCUCCCUAAGAACAAACCUCUCCCUAAGAACAAACCUCUCCCUAAGAACAAACCUCUCCCUAAGAACAAACCUCUCCCUAAGAACAAACCUCUCCCUAAGAACAAACCUCUCCCUAAGAACAAACCUCUCCCUAAGAACAAACCUCUCCCUAAGAACAAACCUCUCCCUAAGAACAAACCUCUCCCUAAGAACAAACCUCUCCCUAAGAACAAACCUCUCCCUAAGAACAAACCUCUCCCUAAGAACAAACCUCUCCCUAAGAACAAACCUCUCCCUAAGAACAAACCUCUCCCUAAGAACAAACCUCUCCCUAAGAACAAACCUCUCCCUAAGAACAAACCUCUCCCUAAGAACAAACCUCUCCCUAAGAACAAACCUCUCCCUAAGAACAAACCUCUCCCUAAGAACAAUCCUCUCCCAUCUGUUCGCGAUUAUCCUCCUCCGAGAAAGCUGUUUCCGGAAACGAACUUCCCACCUUCUCAAUCAGCUCCGUCGCCUCUCACUCCAGCUGCUGCGACGUCUCAACCUCAACAGCGACAAACUCACUCGACUGAACGUAUGAACACACUUCCUCCAAGUCAACCGGCUCCAGUUCGAGCAUCUCAAUCGCCUCACAGUUCUGAAGCACAAAAUUCUCGUUUUCCAGAUGAGGAGGAGGAGGAGGAUAUGUCCGAUGUAGAGGCUCCGGUUCAACCUAAUCUCGCCUCUGACCAUAUGGAUCUUUUGAACUCCCUCCUAAACCAGCCAGGUCGAGCGAAGAACACAAUUGUCCUGUCUCGCAACCUUGAGCCUGGAACCACAUGGUAUUUUGUCUUCCUUUCUUACAAUUGUUGA
Brassica oleracea var. oleracea is the source of this 1194-nucleotide messenger RNA. RefSeq names its product sporozoite surface protein 2-like. Bases 1 to 1194 code for a protein of 397 amino acids. The record is from RefSeq and is a predicted model, not a curated record. NCBI's taxonomy places the organism in Eukaryota, Viridiplantae, Streptophyta, Magnoliopsida, Brassicales, Brassicaceae. The transcript has a single exon.